Molecule: messenger RNA, 1818 nt
Organism: Closterium sp. Naga37s-1
Lineage: Eukaryota; Viridiplantae; Streptophyta; Zygnematophyceae; Desmidiales; Closteriaceae
Source: the annotation of a GenBank genome assembly
AUGGUGUUCGCGCGUGUUCUCACGGGCUCCGUUCGUCGCGGACCCGCCAAAUCUCGCUCCGUUUCCCUCCCCUCUCGGCUAUCGCCACCCAGCUCCACUCGCUCCGUUAUAAACACCACCACUCCCUGCAUCGCGCCUCAUGCUUGUAGCGGAGCAGCAGCGCUGCGGCCUAUAGCGGGGAUGCCGCCGCUCCUGCCGUUCGCAGCAGCGGCGGCUGUUGCGUCAUCGUCGACACUAGCAGGAGCCGGGGGGGCGGUAGUAGGGUCGCCCAGCGGCGUGGCAUGCGGGCCGCAGCUGACGGAGGCAUUGGAUUCGUCGCCUUCUGCUCCCGCCGCACACGUUUUUAAACAACCGUCAGUGAUUGAGCUGGAGCGGCUACAGGCGGAGGCGCUGAAGGGCGGGGGGUUCGAGCGGAUAAAGAAGCAGCACAAGCAGGGCAAGCUGACGGCGAGAGAGCGAAUCAUGACUCUGCUCGACCCAGGGUCGUUCGAAGAGCUCGACAUGUUGGUGCAGCAUCGCUGUCGGGACUUUGGCAUGGAUGAAACGCAGAUUGCAGGCGAUGGCGUUGUGACUGGCAGCGGCACCAUCAAUGGGAGGCUGGUGUUUGUGUUCAGCCAGGACUUCACCGUGUUUGGAGGCAGCUUAUCGGAGACCCAUGCGAGCAAGAUAGUGAAGAUCAUGGAGAAGGCAAUGCGUGUGGGAGCACCCGUCAUAGGCAUCAACGAUUCGGGGGGAGCGCGCAUUCAGGAGGGCGUUGUGUCGCUCGCCGGCUAUGCCAACGUGUUUCAGCUGAACGUGCUGGCAUCGGGAGUCAUUCCGCAGCUCUCCCUCAUCAUGGGGCCCUGCGCAGGUGGUGCUGUCUACUCGCCUGCUCUCACGGAUUUCGUGGCCAUGACUCGAGGCACGGCCUACAUGUUUGUCACGGGGCCUGACGUGGUGAAGCAAGUCACGUUUGAGGAUGUCACUCGGGAUGAGCUGGGGGGAGCAGACGUGCAGUCCAAGUCAGGAGUGGUGCACCUGGCGUAUGACAACGAACUCGAUGCUCUCGCAAGGAUCCGGGACCUCUUUGACUUCCUGCCGCUGUCCAAUCAGCAUGCGCCACCCUUGCGACCCAACUUCGACUCCCCCAAGCGUGUGACGCCGUCGCUGGACUUUGCUGUGCCGCGGGACCCCAACACGGCAUACGACAUGGUGGAGAUCAUCGAGCAGGUGGUGGACGAUGGGGAGAUGUUUGAGGUGCAGGGCGGCUUUGCACGCAACAUCCUCAUUGGAUUCGCGAGGCUGGACGGGGGCACGGUGGGAGUGGUGGCGAAUCAGCCCAAGGAGCAGGCGGGCUGCCUCGAUAUCAACGCCUCCAUCAAGGGAGCUCGCUUCGUGCGCUUCUGCGAUGCGUUCAACAUCCCCAUCCUCACAUUCGUCGACGUCCCAGGCUUCCUCCCAGGCACGGAGCAGGAGCACAAUGGCAUCAUCAGGCAGGGGGCGAAGCUGCUGUAUGCGUAUGCAGAGGCCACGGUGCCCAAGCUCACUGUCAUCACUCGCAAGGCGUAUGGGGGGGCAUACGACGUCAUGAGUUCCAAGCACCUGAGGGGGGACGCCAACUACGCGUGGCCAUCCGCAGAGAUUGCAGUGAUGGGAGCCAAGGGCGCAGCAGAGAUCCUGCACAGGGGCAGCGUGGACCUGGAGAGUCUGACAGCCGAGUACACACGCAAGUUCGCCAACCCGUACAGUGCGGCGCAGCUGGGGUAUGUGGAUGCGGUCAUCAUGCCCAGGGACACACGCAAGGUGCUCUGCAAGGAGAUGGCCCGCCUGAGGAACAAG